Messenger RNA from Periophthalmus magnuspinnatus, 1595 nucleotides. Its product is annotated as 5-hydroxytryptamine receptor 3A-like. Gene Ontology annotation, molecular function: neurotransmitter receptor activity; extracellular ligand-gated monoatomic ion channel activity; transmembrane signaling receptor activity. The record is from RefSeq and is a predicted model, not a curated record. Bases 8 to 1246 code for a protein of 412 amino acids. NCBI's taxonomy places the organism in Eukaryota, Metazoa, Chordata, Actinopteri, Gobiiformes, Gobiidae. Gene Ontology annotation, biological process: signal transduction; monoatomic ion transmembrane transport; regulation of membrane potential. Gene Ontology annotation, cellular component: synapse; neuron projection; membrane. The transcript is spliced from 9 exons.
UGCAGCAAUGCAUUUGGAAAUCUGGACAGCCCUUAUGGUUUUCCUUUUGAUAAGAGGAGCAGAGUCUGUGUGUACAACGCGGCGAUGUCUGGCACAAAUGCUGAUCCAAAAAAAUCUAAAGUCUCAGCCUCAGUAUGAAAAUUGCUCUACAAUCAUUGAAGUACUUCACCUAGAAUAUCAAACUUUGGCAGUAGAUACAAAGAAUCUUCACCUUGAUAGCCGUCUGCAAGCAACAUUACAAUGGAUAGAUCCUGAGAUGUCUUGGAACACCUCUUUAUACCCGUAUGAGGAGGUGUCUGUGCCAGUAGAAAGUGUGUGGACACCUGAGAUUCAUGUCACUAAUGCAAUAACAAUUACUACACAGCCCAGCUCUAAAGACCUGGUGGCGUUAAGUAAUGGCACAUUGAAACAUGAUAUCAUCCUGAACGCCAAGGUCAACUGUGAAAUCAACCUCUUCAACUAUCCUUUUGCUGCUGAUGCUUGUCCAGUGGCUAUCCAUAUCUGGUAUAGUAAAAAUUGUGGUGGAGAAAUGAGACUUGAUAAAGUCAAGAUGACAGAUGGGGCUCACGGAGACUGGGAAACAGUAGACAUUGACUUCUAUCAGAAAGGAGAAAACAAAAAUUAUAUCUUAGUGGGGCUGAAAAUUCGACAGAGUAACCCCUUCAUCACUCUGAUGCUGCCCAGUAUCCUGAUUAUAUUGACUGAUGUAGUGAGCGCUGCAUUGCCACUAAGGGGCGGUGAACGCAACUCCUUCAAAGUCACCUUGGUGCUCAGCUUCACCAUGUUCCUGGUCAUCCUAAAUGACGUGCUUCCUGGGGACAGUCAAUGCAGCCCAGUUAUCAGGAUCCACUUCUGCGUUUGUCUCGUCACCUUGGUGUUCAGUAUGCUUGUGUCUAUGAUUCUCACACGAGUGGCCAAAGAAGGGGGAAUCAUUUUCUGCUGGUAUUCAAAAUGGCUAACCCCAAAAGAGAAUGCAGCCAAGGAUGAAGAGUCCAGACCUGACAUCAGCAUUGUCCAGACUGAACCUACAGAAGAACAUAUUCAGCUGCUCAGGAAAGUGGUCAGUUUUCUACAAGAGCUUGAUGCAAAAGAAAAACAAAGUGACAAAUAUGAGCGACUUGCAGAUGUCCUUGAUAAAUCUUUUUUCUGGAUUUACUUAGUUUUCAGCAUAGCUUACUUUAGUGGGAUGUUGUAUGUCAUGGUCAAUCUUGUUUGUAUUAUUGACCAUUUUGACUUCUGGGAUUAAAGGAGCUGUAACUUUUAAUUGCAUCUAUGUGUAUGUGUCUCAGCAUAUUUUGCCCAUUAGAUCAAGGAAGUGAGAAAAGUACAACUUCUUAUAUUUAUUUAUUUAUUUUGCUAUUGCAUCUUGCAUCAUAACACUAUGGUGUAUUUAUGUGAACAUCCAUAUCUAUCCAGUUCACUCAUUUCACGAGUUUGUUUGGGUUUUUUUGGGUUUUUUUUGUUAUAGGAUAUCCAUGCUGUAACUAGAUUAUAAUUUGUAUUUUAUUAAAAGUGUAAAAUAAACAGUUAUCUGUUGCGUGUAAAAUGUUCAUAUUUGAGGUGAAGCUGGGAAAUAAAACACAUUUGCGUCUUGU